This is a messenger RNA of Branchiostoma floridae (Florida lancelet), 893 nucleotides long. RefSeq names its product phosphatidylinositol glycan anchor biosynthesis class U protein-like. NCBI's taxonomy places the organism in Eukaryota, Metazoa, Chordata, Leptocardii, Amphioxiformes, Branchiostomatidae. The record is from RefSeq and is a predicted model, not a curated record. The transcript has 9 exons. Gene Ontology annotation, biological process: attachment of GPI anchor to protein; protein localization to cell surface. The coding region runs from base 42 to 878 and encodes 278 amino acids. Gene Ontology annotation, cellular component: membrane; GPI-anchor transamidase complex.
GGUCCAUCACAACUUCCGGUUCCCAGUGUUGUGAAGAGAAGAUGUCUGCCGAAGCUCGGGCCGACCAGCGGCGGGUCCGCCCCGUCCCCAAGGCGAUCAAGUACCUGUUCGGGCUGGGGCUGGGGGCCAGGGCCGUGCUCAUGUCGUCUCACCUGGCGGGGUGGCUACAGGACAGGCUGGAACUCGCCUCACCUGUAACGUCAUGGACACGCAUGACUGAAGGCCUGAGUCUGCUGGACCAUGGGAUCUCACCUUACGAAGGGGACAUGUUUCACGAGACUCCACUGGUGCUGAUGCUGUUCUACUGUCUCAACAAGAUCUGGAGUGGACUCAUCCCCAUCUUCUUCCUGCUGGUGGACUGUAUAACAGCCUGUUUGCUGCACGAGGUCGGCUCGAACGUCUGCAGACACCUGCUGGAGAAACAGGGCAGACAUGUGAAGACCUACUCCACUGACUCCAUGUCGCUGCUGCUGACGGGGAAACAGCUGAACAGUGUUCCCAGGCUCAUGAUGGGCACGUACCUGUGUAACCCGCUGACCAUCGCCUCCUGUGCAGCCUUCUCCACCACAGGUGUGCACAACCUGGCCAUCGCUGCCGCUCUGCUAGGGGCCGUCAAAGGAAAGCGACUGGUGGCCACCCUCGCCACAGCUGUGGCCUCGUACCAGUGUGUCUAUCCAGAAAUCUUCAUCAUUCCCGUAGCCAUGUACAUCGCACAGCUAGAACAGGGCAGUCGUUUCUCCUUCAGCCACGUGGACAGUCGCCUGUCCAUGCUGCAGACAGCAGGCAGCCACUUCGCCUGGCUGGGGUUCCUGUGGAGCCUGUCGUACCUGCCGUUUGGGUCCAUGGACUGGCUCUACUCCACAAGGGGGUUUGUGUAAGUAGUUCAGCUCAGC